AUGACAAGGGAAGAAAGAAGUACUUAUUUUGAAUCUCUUUGCGAAGAAGAGCAGGGUUUGCAGGAAAGCCAAACCAACCUGUUGAAUAUUCUGGAUACAUUGUCAGCAUUAGCGAACCCCAAAUCCUCCGAUGACCUACUCGUUGAAUCCCUCAAGAGACUGCCUACCUUACACGAUGACUUGAUCAAGAGUUCCAUCCGCCUGCGAUACGAUAAAUAUCAAACGAGAGAGGCACAGCUCUUAGAGGAUGCAGAAACCGGAAGGGACAUUUCAGCAGGAGUACAAAAUCGAAAGACCAUUGCUGAAUACUAUUCUACUUUCGAUCAAUUGAAUAGAGACACUUUGAAGUACAUCAAUUUACUGAAAAGACUUUCUGUUGACUUAGCUAAGCAAGUAGAAGUGUCUGAUCCGUCAGUGACAGUGUAUGAACUGGAUAACUGGGUGCCUUCCGAGAAACUGCAGGGUAUUCUUGAGGAGUACUGCGCGCCUGAGACUGAUAUACGCGGUGUAGAUGCUCAGAUCAAGAACUAUCUGGACCAAAUUAAGAUGGCACGUGCUAAAUUUGGUUUAGAGAAUAAAUACUCGUUAAAGGAAGGGCUCUCUACCUUGACCAAAGAACUAAAUCAUUGGAGAAAGGAGUGGGACGAUAUAGAAAUGCUUAUGUUCGGUGAUGAUGCACAUUCCAUGAAAAAAAUGAUCCAGAAGAUAGAUUCAUUGAAAUCGGAGAUAAAGUCUUUGCCUGGGAGCGACCCCGUAGAUGCAGAAGGCGAUGUAGCUUUAGAGUGA
Molecule: messenger RNA, 786 nt
Organism: Saccharomyces kudriavzevii IFO 1802
Lineage: Eukaryota; Fungi; Ascomycota; Saccharomycetes; Saccharomycetales; Saccharomycetaceae
Gene: THP2
Product: Thp2p
Exons: 1
Coding region: 1-786 (261 amino acids)
Biological process (GO): mRNA export from nucleus; transcription elongation by RNA polymerase II
Cellular component (GO): nucleoplasmic THO complex
Source: RefSeq, a predicted model, not a curated record